CAAAACGAAGUUAUAAUGCCGCGUGAAGCAACAUCACUGAACGCCGAAGGGUUCACAUUUGCAGGCGUAAAGUUUUUCCAAAACUGCAACCGUUAAUACACCUGAAAUUAAUUCUAUAAUGGCAGCGGACUUUGAAAAUCCUUUGCGAAAAUUCAAGCUUGUUUUUCUUGGCGAGCAAAGUGUUGGCAAAACGUCACUCAUCACAAGGUUUAUGUAUGACAGUUUUGAUAGCACCUACCAGGCUACAAUUGGGAUCGACUUUUUGUCAAAAACAAUGUACCUAGAGGAUAGAACAGUUCGGUUACAGAUUUGGGACACGGCCGGGCAAGAAAGAUUCCGAAGUCUAAUUCCGAGCUACAUAAGAGAUUCAUCCGCUGCUAUAGUUGUUUACGAUAUUUCCAGCACAAAUUCAUUCGAGCAAACGGACAGGUGGAUUGAGGAAGUCAGGGCUGAAAGGGGUCUUGAGGUCGUUAUUAUGCUGGUAGGCAACAAGACUGAUCUCACUGAAAAGAGACGUAUUUCGACAGAAAUGGGGGAACGGAAAGCACGAGAACUGGAAGUAAUGUUUAUAGAAACGAGUGCCAAAAACGGACACAAUGUCAAACAGUUAUUCCGGAAGGUCGCUGGAUCGCUACCCGGGCUCAAGGAAGACAAACGGCAAGAACAGUCGAAAUCACAGAUCAUAGAGCCAAAGACAAUUCCAACAAGUCAAGAGGCCAGAGAAGAGUCUUGGUGUAGCUGCUAAUGUUUUCAAGUGAAAAAGGAGACAAUAUCCCGGUUUUGACUUGACCGACUUGAUUGAAUUGUUGGAGGCUCCGGGCGUAAUUGGGGUCUGUUGACUGGUUGUUGGUCCUCCCAGGUCAGUAUCCGCGGUCAGACCUAUGGAAAGACCCUUAUCUAAUUCUGAACGAUAGAUUAAAACAGUUAGUUGUUGAUAUAAAUUUAUAGAAAUUAUUUUUUUAAGUUGCGUAGAAGCUAAAUUAAUUGACUUUUGUGAAUUCCAAUGUAGAAAGAAAAAUUUUCAUAUGCUAAUUUUAAACUCGUUGAUUUAUGCUACCCUGUUUUGUAGUUUGAACGGAGGAGUCAUAGUUUAUAAAAAAUAA
Molecule: messenger RNA, 1103 nt
Organism: Rhopilema esculentum
Lineage: Eukaryota; Metazoa; Cnidaria; Scyphozoa; Rhizostomeae; Rhizostomatidae
Product: ras-related protein Rab-6A
Molecular function (GO): GTP binding; GTPase activity
Source: RefSeq, a predicted model, not a curated record